This is a messenger RNA of Cynocephalus volans (Philippine flying lemur), 3067 nucleotides long. RefSeq names its product sorting nexin 16 (gene SNX16). The coding region runs from base 454 to 1488 and encodes 344 amino acids. Gene Ontology annotation, molecular function: phosphatidylinositol binding. Gene Ontology annotation, cellular component: late endosome; extrinsic component of endosome membrane; early endosome. The record is from RefSeq and is a predicted model, not a curated record. Lineage: Eukaryota; Metazoa; Chordata; Mammalia; Dermoptera; Cynocephalidae. Gene Ontology annotation, biological process: protein targeting to lysosome; endosome to lysosome transport; early endosome to late endosome transport. The transcript has 8 exons.
GCGGCGGGCGCUGUCCAGGCUCUCGUGUGGGUGACACCUGCACCCUUGGUGGCUGGCGGGCGACGGAGGACUCCCCGGGAAGGCGGAGAGGCGACGCAGGAGGCCCCCGGCCACCUUCAGGCCACCGCCGACUCCCCUUGCGUCUGGGAGGCGCUGGCUGCGGCAGAGCCGGGAAGGUCUCGGGACCCCAGGAAGCCCUGAGAGCGGCGGGUCUCGACCCCCACAGAGCCGAAGAUCCAGGUCACGCUCAGACCUCUAGGGUAGAGCUGCGCCGGGGGUUCUCCAUUUUGCUCUCGCCACCAAACAUCUUCUCGCCCACCGGGUUGCUCACCUGCCCACUUCACCUGCCAGAGAUAGUGAAUUCCUCAGAAGAAGAAAAUGGAUUGCAUAUUAAUUGUUCUCUAAGUGUUUGGACUUAACAGUGUGCAGGUUUGUUGCAAAGGCCUAAAGAAGAUGGCAACUCCUUAUGUCCCAGUUCCUAUGCCCAUAGGAAACUCUGCUUCCAAUUUUUCAACCAACAGAAAUCAAAGAAGUUCUUCUUUUGGCAGUAUCUCAACAAGUUCAAACUCUUCCAAAGGCCAGUUAGAAGACUCAAAUAUGGGUAAUUUUAAACAGACAAGUGUCCUUGAUCAAGUGGAUAGUACUUCAUCUGCCUGUAGCAGUCCCCUCAUUAGGACUAAAUUUACAGGUGCAGAUUCUUCCAUUGAGUACUCUGCUAGACCAAGAGAAACUGAAGAACAAAAUCCUGAAACAGUAAAUUGGGAAGAUAGACCAUCUACACCUACUAUACUGGGUUAUGAGGUGAUGGAAGAAAGAGCUAAAUUUACUGUGUAUAAAAUACUAGUAAAGAAAACCCCAGAAGAAAGCUGGGUAGUUUUCAGAAGAUACACUGACUUCUCUAGGCUUAAUGACAAAUUGAAAGAGAUGUUUUCAGGCUUUCGAUUAGCACUUCCACCAAAACGCUGGUUUAAAGAUAAUUACGAUGCUGACUUUUUAGAAGAUAGACAAUUAGGAUUACAAGCAUUUCUUCAAAAUUUAAUAGCUCACAAGGACAUUGCUAACUGCCUUGCAGUGAGAGAAUUUCUUUGUCUGGAUGAUCCACCCGGUCCAUUUGAUAGCCUAGAAGAAAGCAGGGCUUUCUGUGAGACUUUAGAAGAGACUAACUACAAUUUACAGAAAGAACUACUUGAAAAACAAAAAGAGGUGGAAUCACUGAAGAAACUGCUUAAUGAGAAGCAACUUCAUAUAGACAUUUUAGAGAACAGAAUCAGAACAUUGUCUUUAGAACAUGAAGAAUCACUGUCUGUGUCAGGAACAGAAGGUGGACAGAUCCUAAAGGUGGAGUCCUCUGCACUUGAGACUGAUCAAGAUGUCUUGGAUGAAGAAUCUCGAGCUGAUAAUAAGCCAUGCUUAAGUUUUAGUGAACCUGAAAAUGCUGUAUCAGAGAUAGAAGUAGCAGAAGUAGCAUAUAAUGCUGAAGAAUACUAAUUCUUUAAAAAGGAUAAGAGAAAAGGACUGGGAAUCAUUUACAGAAAAGAGCAAGAGUGCACAUAUAUAAAGUUUACAUAAAGCUUUUUUAAGUUAUUGGAAUAGGAAAUAUAUUCACUGCUGCUUUUUGUCUUUUAUACAAACUUGUAUUUAUUACACUAAAAAAAUUUAGUUAGAAUUCUGUUAUCAAGGCCUGUAUUCUUAAAUACUGUGCAUAAAUUAUUGAUGUUUUGCCUAUAUAUUGCUCCAGACAUGUGUGUAGAGUGUGUGUGUGUGUGCGUGUGCGCGCGCGCACGUGUGUGUGUAUUUUAAAUCACCAGUUAUAUUAAAUGGAAAUUAUUUGCAUGUUACUAUCUGGGUGAUAUGUAUACUUCUUUGUAUCUCUGUCAUGACAUAUUUUCAUUGAUGGUUUAAAUCAAUGAACAUCAUAGUAAAGAUAAAGAUGAGUUAAGUUUUAAAUGUUGACAUGUUUACCAUCUCUAAAUAAAAAAUGCUUAUUUGAAAUGUUAAUGCUGUUUAAAAGAAGACUUCCUAGAACCAAAGGAAAACUAUUUGAAAAAGCCGUAGUCUUAUAGCUAAAGUGAGAAAAUAGCCUUGAUUCUAAAAGCUGAUUCGUUAAUAUCAAGAUAGUAUUAGUGUUCCAGUUUAUUAAAUACGUUAUACUUGUUUAUUUUUCACAUAAUCUUUAUCUUAAAUCUCUACCUGGGAAUUCAGUAAGUUUGCCUCUUUCAAAACACUACCUUUUUUGCUAGUCAAGGCAUAUUCUUUUGAAUAUACUACAGAUUCUAAGCAAAUAGGGAGUUAUACAAAAAAAGAAAACAAAUAAAAAGCCAUAUAUACUGCAACAUUCCUAACUAGUUUGACUCCUGGAAUCGCAUUUUUAUUUCUGUAUAUGUGAAGAUGUUGUUUUACUGUAUUAUGGUUGAUUUUCCUGUUAAUAUAUUUAGCCAAGUGAUGCACUUUAUGAUAAUUAAACUCUUUUGUGCCAAGUUUAAUUGGUGAAUUUCUUUAGUAAGUGGAGUGAGGAGAAAGAAUUAUGUAGUGCCUUUACUAUUUCACUUUUUACAAAAGUCUCCUAGGGCCUAUGAGUCAGCUUUAUGAAAAAAAAAUGUUCAUGCUUAUUUCAGCUUUGUGUACAGUUGUUGAAAGUGCCUUGUUUCAUUUUUAUAGUAUGAAGUUAUUUAUUUUCUAUUUCUACUGCUUUGCAUAUUGCUGUUAAUAUGCAUUGUAAUCAUUCUAGCAUUUGGAAAUCCCAGUUGCCAUAUUGAACUGCAUAUGCUUUCUAAAAACUGAGGGAAACUUACUGGGGAAAUAGCAUAACAAUCUCCAUUUUUUUUCUUUACUAUCUAAAAGUUUAUCUGUAUCUAGAUGUACAUAUUAAGAUGUGGUUGUUUAAAAUUUUACUGACAUAGAUCAUCAUAUCCAAUGGCUGUUGCUAACCUGUGAUCCAAAAAGGAGACUACUUUUUACCAAAGUACCAAAAAAUUUUAAGUAUUUGUCAGAAUGCACACUUUCCACAAAGUAUAUUAGAAAUGUGUUUACUAUUCUUAGAGACAGAAAUUAAUAUAAUAAACAAACA